CCUUUCCUCCGUGCUCCUCCCACACGUAUUUCACCACGAUCCCGAAAGGCCCAGCGGCUAGGAGAGUCACGUGAGAGUGGGUGGUGGAAGUGGAGGCUUGUCUUGGCUGUUUCUUCGUCUCUAUGGUUUUCAGAGGUGGGCGGCUUUGACGGAGAAGCAGCUGCAGCUCAGGCAUGGACGGGUAACCACUACUUCCUCUUGCUUUGGGUUGGGCAUCAGUGUGGAAAAGUUGAGCUUGGGGUCAGACUCCCUGGGAAAGAUGGCAUUGAUAGUACUGGGCUUACAUCCUACAACCUCAGAAACUCCAGAAGAGAGAAGACUUCCCUUUUUCUGAUUCUAAUGGAAUUCUGUUACAAUAACAAACUACUCUGUGGCCUUACUUCGGUCAUUGCCCAUCCUAGAGACAAUCUCUGUGACCAGACAGAUGGAAUGCCUUGGGUGUUCAGAAUUGGAUCUUCUUCCCACUGUGGAGUAGGAUGGAGGGAGAUACAGUUUAAAAGGACAUGAAUUAAGGGAUGUUUCGUCUUAACUCACUCUCUGCACUGGCAGAGCUGGCAGUGCGCUCUCGAUGGUACCAUGGAGGAUCACAGCCCACCCAGAUCAGGCGACGGCUAAUGAUGGUGGCUUUUCUUGGAGCAUCUGCAAUAACUGCAAGUACUGGUCUGUUGUGGAAAAGGGCCCUUGCAGAAUCUCCACCAUCUGCAAACAACAUCAAGAGUGAACUUGGUGAUAAAGGGAAGAGUAAAGAGGAAGGGGAAGAUUGUAAUGCUGAAAAAAAGGCUGCAGGUGUUUGUCUUGAGCCUUAUCCAGAAGAGAAAAAGAAGAAACGUUCUGGAUUCAGAGAUAGAAAAGUGAUGGAAUAUGAGAAUAGGAUUCGUGCAUAUUCCACACCAGAUAAAAUCUUCCGCUAUUUUGCCACCUUGAAAGUAAUCAGUGAGCAUGGUGAAUCUGAAGUGUUUAUGACACCACAAGAUUUUGUGCGAUCCAUAACACCCAAUGAAAAACAACCAGAACACUUGGGUCUGGAUCAGUAUACAAUAAAACGCUUUGAUGGAAAGGCUGAAUUCUCCAAACAGAAAAAGAAAAUAUUACACAGAGUCAGAGAGAAAACUAAAAGCUCUAUUUUACAGAGAAGGAAGAAGGCACAGCAGGAAGAUCGAGCCAGGGAUGGCUUUACAAAGCUUAGCAAGAAGGAAGUCAGAAGGAAAAUCAUGAAGUGGCUGGAAAAGAAAAUUGCCCAGGAACGAGAAAAAUUUGCUGAUGAAGGCAGUAUAUUUUACACCCUUGGAGAAUGUGGACUCAUAUCCUUUUCAGACUACAUUUUCCUUACGACUGUUCUUUCGACUCCUCAGAGAAAUUUUGAAAUUGCCUUCAAGAUGUUUGACUUGAAUGGAGAUGGAGAAGUAGACAUGGAAGAGUUUGAACAGGUUCAGAGCAUUAUUCGCUCCCAAACCAGCAUGGGAAUGCGUCACAGAGAUCGUCCAACAACUGGUAACACCCUCAAGUCUGGCUUGUGUUCAGCCCUCACAACCUACUUUUUUGGAGCUGAUCUCAAGGGGAAGCUGACAAUCAAAAACUUCCUUGAAUUUCAGCGUAAACUGCAGCAUGAUGUUCUGAAGCUGGAGUUUGAACGCCAUGACCCUGUGGAUGGGAGAAUCACUGAGAGGCAGUUUGGUGGCAUGCUGCUGGCUUACAGUGGAGUGCAGUCCAAGAAGCUGACUGCCAUGCAGAAGCAGCUCAAGAAGCACUUCAAAGAGGGAAAGGGGCUGACAUUUCAGGAAGUGGAGAACUUCUUUACUUUCCUAAAGAAUAUUAAUGAUGUAGACACUGCGUUGAGCUUUUAUCACAUGGCUGGGGCGUCUCUUGAUAAAGUGACCAUGCAGCAGGUAGCCAGGACAGUGGCUAAAGUGGAACUCUCAGAUCACGUGUGUGAUGUGGUGUUUGCGCUCUUUGACUGUGAUGGCAAUGGAGAGCUGAGCAAUAAGGAAUUUGUUUCUAUCAUGAAGCAACGGCUGAUGAGGGGCUUGGAGAAGCCCAAAGACAUGGGCUUCACCCGCCUCAUGCAGGCCAUGUGGAAAUGUGCACAGGAGACAGCCUGGGACUUCGCUUUGCCCAAACAGUAACCCAGAGUGGCACAAGGAGCCACCUCUCCACACCGGGCACCCUGGCUCCUUGGGCAGAGCCUUGGCACAGCCUCCCUGCUGCAACUUCUGGGAGUAGUGCUCCCUUCCUCCUGGGAAUGAUCUUAGGAUUCAAGUCUCCCCCGUCCCCCCGUUCUGCUAGGCUGAUUCUGAUCCAGUGAUUCUCUCUACAAGUUCUCAAAAACAUGAGCAAGUCCUAAAAGUGCAGACCCUUUGCAUGUUCAACACUACUAUGCACUCAAGCACCUAUGGAUAAAGAAUGCCGGCAACUGUCCCCAUGCCUGCCAACCCUGGGAAACACCCAGUUUUCAAGCCAUCUUGCUGUGGAUUUAUAUUAACAAGAACAUUCCUUGCUUCUCCUCCUGCUGGUGUUUUUAAGCUACAAACUUGGGAAACCUCUGACGGAAAAAGGAAAUCAGUGAUGAGUGGUAACAAGCAUGACCCAGACCUCCCAAACUGGCAGGAAGCCUGGGCCCGAGGACGGAUUUGUGUCGGUCCCCAGGGUGGCUCUGAGGCCUGCUCCGAAAGGCCGUGUGCACAGUGGGAAUGGAGCAAGGUUAGGGAUUUAAAGCAGCUGCUCCAUGGCUGUCCCCACUCCCUUCUUUUCCUCUCAGGCUCCCUAAGAAGACUGCAGCAUGACUGUGCUUAUGAAGUGAACAGCAGUUGAGCUCAGGUUCUGUGCAAGUGCCAUUUCCCCUCCAGGUGUGUGCCUCUGGAGCUGAGAGCUCAGAGCCUGUCUGCCCUCUGUCUUAAACACUUGUAAAAUACCACUUUAAUUAUAACAGUUUGCAAUAAACAACCCCCCCUCUCCCCGA
Molecule: messenger RNA, 2956 nt
Organism: Odocoileus virginianus texanus
Lineage: Eukaryota; Metazoa; Chordata; Mammalia; Artiodactyla; Cervidae
Source: RefSeq, a predicted model, not a curated record